GCAAGUCUCGCGCUGACUCCCGAGCCAGCCGCACGUGUUUUCCUCUGGGUGCCACUCUAAACCGUUCGCUGUCCGUUGGUUCAAUUUCUGGUGCAGCCAGCUUUAUUGUUACACAGAGAGUGCGAGUGAUUAUUGAGUCGGAUUGGCGCAGAAAGAAAAAGCGCAGUUUGUGAAUCGUCGACGAGGGUUUGCUUGUUUUGCUAUCAGAGUCGAAAGUGGGGUGAUUCGCAUUAAAACUUGUUUUGUGUACGAUUGAUAAAAUUCAGAACAGCGCACUGUGUACAGUGCAGAGCCAGGAAAAAUACUUUUUACAGUCUCUCGUGUAAAGUGUGAAGUGAAUAAAAAAACAACAUAAACGUCCCCUGCGAAAGGAUUCUAAUCAAUCGCGAGGCAGCGGAAUCGAAUCAGUGUUUCGGGCAAAACAGCAAAAGGUUAUUGACUCGAAGUACGCAAAUUUGACCACUUCAAACACACAAGCAGGCACUCCCCAUUGCACCCACAACCCUCCUGCAGUAAGAUGAUACUGAAACGGCAAUCGAAAGGUGGGACGAAACCGUCCCCCUCGAGAAACAGCCACAGUUCCGUCAGUUCUGCCCUGCAAACGAUUUGCGUUACCCAGACUGUGAUAGUGUCGCUAGUGCUAGCCGUGUUUCUCCUGCCAGCGGAAAUUUCCAGCCUCGAGAAUGGCCUGGCACGGACGCCACCAAUGGGUUGGCUGUCCUGGGAGCGGUUCCGCUGUAACACCGACUGCGAAGGCGACCCGGAAAAUUGCAUCAGCGAAAAUCUGUUUCGCACGAUGUCCGACCUGGUGGUGAGCGAGGGCUAUGCCGCCCUUGGCUACGAAUACAUCAACGUCGACGAUUGCUGGCUGGAAAAGUCACGUGGACCUCGCGGCGAACUGGUCGCCGAUCGGCGUCGAUUCCCCAGCGGUAUGAAGGCUCUGGCCGAUUACGUGCACGCCAAGGGGCUCAAGUUCGGCAUCUACGAAGAUUAUGGUAACUAUACCUGUGCCGGAUAUCCCGGUAUUCUGGGCUUUUCGCAGAACGAUGCCGCCCAGUUUGCCUCCUGGGAUGUGGACUACGUCAAGCUGGAUGGGUGCUACUCGCUGCCGAUCGAUAUGGAUCACGGUUAUCCGGAGUUUGGUCGAAACCUGAACGCCACCGGUCGCCCAAUGGUGUACUCUUGCAGCUGGCCUGUAUAUCAGAUCUACGCCGGAAUGAAUCCAAACUACUCGUCUAUCAUCCAACAUUGCAAUCUGUGGAGAAACUACGACGACAUCCAGGAUUCGUGGGCUUCGCUGGAAAGUAUCAUCGACUAUUACGGCAACAAUCAGGACGCGAUUAUCCCUAACGCGGGUCCUGGCCACUGGAACGAUCCCGAUAUGUUGAUCAUCGGUAACUUCGGGCUAAGUUACGAACAGUCCAAAACACAGAUGGCUCUGUGGGCCAUAAUGGCUGCCCCGCUGAUGAUGUCGGUGGAUUUGCGAACGAUCCGACCGGAGUUCAAAGCGAUCCUGCAGAACAAGAAGAUCAUUGCCGUGGAUCAGGAUCCACUGGGAAUCCAGGGCAGGCGGAUAUAUAAGCACAAGGGCAUCGAAAUCUGGUCGCGUCCGAUCACACCCAUUUACCAGACGUUCUACUCGUACGCCAUUGCGUUUGUGAACCGAAGAACCGACGGUACUCCCUCAGAUGUAGCCGUUACCCUGCGUGAGCUGGGCCUGAUCUCACCCACUGGAUACAGGGUUGAGGACCUAUACGAGGAAGUCGACUACGGAAUACUGAGCCCCCAGACCAAGAUCAAGGUCAAGGUGAACCCAUCGGGUGUUGUGAUCCUGCGCGCCGACGUUCAGCCGGAGCGAUUCUCCAAGAGACCGUACAACCCGAUCUUCUAUCGCUAUCCCAACUAGGUAAUAGGGGCCAACGCCUCGAAAGUCUACCAUUUCUAAGAAGAAAAGCCAGCCGCCGUGUGAUCCCACAUACGAUUAAUAGGAAAUGAAACAAGAAACACUACAACCUAGCGCCUAAGUCUAAACAGUCUGGCGAAGUGCUAUGAGCUCGCCAGUAUGAGAGCCUUCGUGGGUGGUAAUCUCUCCACGUAGGAAUGUAUCGGAUACGAUAUAUUAUGCGUUUUGAGGUUAUGCGUUUUGAAGGGUUUGCUAUACUAUAGAACAUGAUUAUUUGAAUAUAUCAGGAGGAAUCGCCUAAUGACGCACUGCUUAAAAUAUCGCCAAUACACCCCACAAAGAAUGCAUAGAGUGUUCAACAAUUGGCGAUGAUUUUAGUUGUUCAACAUUUGACGAAAACCCCUGUUAAAAUUUGCACAAAAUUAGAUAUUCAUCUUACAGACAAACCAAACAAACGCAUAAACUUAAACCGUUAUGAGUUGACUAAAAAAGUGUUUAUUUUAUACCGCGAAUAGAACCAAUACUAUACAAUAGGCGAUCGUGUGUAGAUAGCGACGUUAAUAGACAUUUAAUCGUAAUACAAUUUGUAUAUCUGAAUUGAAGCAAUUGUACAAAUAAUGAUUACCGGCUCGUUUUAGAGGGGCCACUUUACUGAUUCGUCUUUUCCCGAGCCUAAUUCGGUAGGCCAAUAACGAUAAGGAAUAAUCUCAGCUCGAAGAAAAAGAAGAAAAACUUGAAAAGCACCAAUCAGGAGUGAAAGCUUAAUAAUGAAAAUGUGCCAGCUUUUCCAGAAUAGACAAUGAAUUCCCUCUGGAAGCGGAUUGAUACGAUAAUUAUGAAUGACGAUGCUCCAAAGGGAAUUCAUUAACAUGGUGAUAUUUAUUAUACAAAACCCAACGCAGACUCACGUCUGUUAAUUUCACUUUCUGGUUUGCACAGAAAUACCUAAUACGCAGGCAGUGGAUUUGAAAAUGAUAGACAGGGAUAAUUAGUUUUAAUUUUUUUAUCUACCAACUCGCCAAAAUAACUUGAACAACAGACAUUCCACACUGUCAACCUUAGUCUUAGCUCACAAAUAAAACGAGAGCAGUUGAACUGAAAAAUACAAAUAAAGGUAGAAUCCAAAAAUAGGACCACGCUGAUGCAUUGCUUUUUUUGCGUUCAAUGUGAUACUUUAUGUACAUCAAUAAACUUUCACCAUCGCUAGAAGUUAUUUGGGCGGUUGACCAAAUUGCAGAAUAGCAACAAAAACGAGUGAACGGAAAUAUCAUUCUUAUCAACACCGGUUUACGGCUGGAAAACAUAACAUGACUACAAGCAAUACAAAUAUAAUCCGCAUAAGCAACAAGUGAAGAAAUCCAAACUCGGGUUUAUUCUGUUUAUGUAAUUUAUUUUUAUCCUAGUAGGUAAGCGACAUAAUAAAAAUUCAAAUAAACGUGGUAGUGAGAGCUAAA
Armigeres subalbatus is the source of this 3357-nucleotide messenger RNA. RefSeq names its product alpha-N-acetylgalactosaminidase. Gene Ontology annotation, cellular component: cytoplasm. The record is from RefSeq and is a predicted model, not a curated record. The transcript is spliced from 9 exons. Gene Ontology annotation, molecular function: alpha-galactosidase activity. Bases 518 to 1906 code for a protein of 462 amino acids. Lineage: Eukaryota; Metazoa; Arthropoda; Insecta; Diptera; Culicidae. Gene Ontology annotation, biological process: glycoside catabolic process; oligosaccharide metabolic process.